AUGCCCACCCUUUCUGUGUUCUUGGAUGUGCCCUUGGCCCAGAAGCUAGAAGGCAGCUUGUUAAAGACCUACAAGCAAGACGAUUGUCCUAACAAGAUUUUCCUGGCCUAUAGAGUCUGCAUGACCAGUGAAGGCCAACCCUGGGUUUCUUCCGUGGUGCCCAAGAUCCGGCUUCAGAUAUCACAGGACCCGUCUCUGAACUACGAGUAUAUGCCAAUGAUGGGCAUGAAAUCAUUCACGGAGGCCUCCUUGAAACUCCUCUUUGGAAAGUACAACCAAGUCAUUGUGGAGAACAGGGUAGGGGGCGUGCACACUGUUGGUGACAAUGGUGCCUUCCAACUUGGGGCCCAGUUCCUCAAAAUCUGGCAUAAAGAUUCUCGAAUAGUUUACAUCAUUUCUUCUAAAAAAGAAUCACAUGGACUCGUCUUCCAGGACAUGGGCUUUACAGUUUGUGAAUACUCCUUGUGGGAUUCCAAGCAGCUGUGCAUGGACCCCAAUGUGCUUCUCGAUGUGGCGGAGCAGGCCCCGCAUGGCUGUAUCUUUGUGAUUGGGAACAUUGGUGACUGCAAGUUGACACAGAGUCAGUGGGCAAGGUUGAUAGCCAGCAUGAAGAGCAAGCAGAUAUUCCCAUUUUUUGACAUUCCUUAUCAAGGUUUGUCCACUGGGAACUUGGAGGAAGAUACUGGAUUCUUACAAUACUUUGUGUCUCAGGACUUUGAGUUCUUCUGCAGCCAGUCUCUGUCCAAGAUUUUUGGUAUCUAUGAUGAAGGAGUGGGGGUCCUGGUCGUGGUGGCACUCAACAACCAGCUCCUGCUAUGCGCCCUCUCCCAGCUGAUGAAUCUCACCCAAGCCCUGUGGCUAAACCCUCCUACUAGAGGUGCUCGCAUUAUCACCUCCAUCCUCUGUAACCCUGCUCUUCAGGGAGAAUGGAAGCAGAGUCUGAAGGAGCUUGUAGAGAACAUCAUGCUGAUCAAGGAAAAGGUGAAGGAGAAGCUCCGGCUCCUGGGAACCCCUGGCUCUUGGGAUCACAUAACAGACCAGAACGGGCCCCAGAGCUAUCUUGGACUCAACUCCCAAAAGGUGGAAUACCUGGUCAAGAAAAAGCAUAUCUACAUCCCUAAGAAUGGUCGGAUCAACUUCACCUGUAUCAAUGCCUGGAACAUAGAUUAUAUCACUCAGAGCAUCAACGAGGCUGUCCUCUCCCCCGAGGGCUCAGAGUAA
Nyctereutes procyonoides (raccoon dog) is the source of this 1221-nucleotide messenger RNA. It is a transcript of the gene GOT1L1, whose product is annotated as glutamic-oxaloacetic transaminase 1 like 1. Lineage: Eukaryota; Metazoa; Chordata; Mammalia; Carnivora; Canidae. The record is from RefSeq and is a predicted model, not a curated record. Gene Ontology annotation, molecular function: L-aspartate:2-oxoglutarate transaminase activity; pyridoxal phosphate binding. Bases 1 to 1221 code for a protein of 406 amino acids. Gene Ontology annotation, cellular component: cytosol. Gene Ontology annotation, biological process: L-aspartate biosynthetic process. The transcript has 9 exons.